Molecule: messenger RNA, 7455 nt
Organism: Leopardus geoffroyi (Geoffroy's cat)
Lineage: Eukaryota; Metazoa; Chordata; Mammalia; Carnivora; Felidae
Gene: SMG7
Product: SMG7 nonsense mediated mRNA decay factor
Exons: 22
Coding region: 1870-5142 (1090 amino acids)
Biological process (GO): nuclear-transcribed mRNA catabolic process, nonsense-mediated decay
Cellular component (GO): telomerase holoenzyme complex
Molecular function (GO): telomerase RNA binding; telomeric repeat DNA binding; protein binding
Source: RefSeq, a predicted model, not a curated record
CAUUUCUCCAGUUGCUUCUCACACUCCAUGUUAUUAUUGACCCCAUUUCCUUAUUUCAGGUUUUUAACCCCAAACCUGACAUAAAAUACACAUAAUAGACUUUCAGAAAAAUUUGUUUUAAGAAUGAAAAUCCUCUUCCUCAAUGCCUUUCCUCGGAACUUCGCGCCAGUAUCUAGGUUCUUCAUUGUACUAUUUCACCGCGCCAGUAUCUAAGUUCUCGAUAUUUUUACCCAACGUUUCCCUCUCCGACCCAAAAGAUACAGUGACAAGUUCUAAAACAGAGCGGACCCAUCAGAGAAGUCUGCAGAAGGAAGACCUCACAGGAAAGUCUUCGAUAAUCAAGUGGGACCCCCACUGGGGGGAUGCCUCCGAGAAGGAGGGCGUCUCACCAUGUCCCUGGCUCUAAACGCUAGAAAACCACUUAUUAGUCUUCUAGGAUGUUCCUACUUUUACUCUGGCUUCCCCGUGGCAGGAGGUGGCUCGGUUGCCGAGGGUGUGUAUCGGGUGAGCUUUGGGGGAUUUCCGUAAGGGGUCGACCCACCAGGAAAAGUCUAAGGAGGUCCUUGCCCGGCAGGAGAGGAAUCUGGGUCGUCGUGUGCCGUUCUCCUCCCUUAGGGACCCCGUCCUGGCGGGAUCCCGCCUCUCUGAGCCGGAGGCAGUCCUGGGGAAACCCCUCGCCCGCCCGAAGCUUUGCGCCGCCGCCUCGCCCUCCUCGUUCCAGUCCGCAGCUCGCUAGCCUUCAGGCCCGGCGUCUUCCUCGCAGGCCCGGCCCUCUCCACGCCCGGCACAGAGGAAACUGGAGGUGGUUCCAGCCCGCAGGCGGGUGGAAAAGCCCACGGUGAAUGCCUUGGGGCCCCCCUCAUUGUUGCGGGAAGGGGAAAGGGAAGAGGAAAUGAACCUCACCGCCCAGUAGAUCACCCGGAUUCCCAACCUGGGGGAGGCCUUUAGACGGAAGGGAAGCCAAGGGGGAACCCUGGGCACUUUCCCGGGAAUCCAUUCGCCAAGGGAGGGUCACCCAGUCCGCACACAUUGGUUACUAUGACAAUACAACCACAGCCUCCAGUUGCCAUGGCAGCUGCUUAUCCAAUCCGAUUGGUUUCCUUUCUCUUCCUCCCUGGGCUCCACCCCAUCCCCUCCAACAGCCUCCUGGGGUGCAGGGGGAGGGGCCGCAGACAGGGGGAAAGGGUUCUUAGCGUCACACUCCGGGGCGCGAGGGAAGACUAGAGUUGAGGGACUGGCGGACGGAACUGUAGGAGGAAAGGGUAGCGUUUCCGGUAGGAAAGAGUGGAGGAGUGGAAAAAGGAAAAGAGAAAUCGGGUGGAGUGGAAAGACGGGGGAAGACUUUGAGUGUAACUCCUGGUUGAUUUGGGCUCGAUGUUCCUGGUGAGGCCGGGGUUGCCCCCUCGCGCGGGAGAGGAGUGGGUUGGCCGGAAGCCGCCAAGCGCCUCCAGCCGCCCGCUCAGCAGCCGCACAGGGACCUCACCGCUAGCAGAUCCCAAGAAGGAGCGCUACAGGGAGGGAGAAGUCACCCGGAGGGACGGGCGCCACUGAAAUCUCGCGAGAAGGACACCCCCCACUUCCUUCCUCUGCUUCUUCCUCUUUCCCCGCCCCCUUCCCUUCUCCCUCCCCUUCCCCCCUCCCGGGUCGGAGUGUCCCUGCGCCCCACGGGCCGGAGCAGCAGCGAGAGCAGCUUUCCCCGCUCCCUCCCCCUCGCCUCACUCAACUCCCCCCCCCCCCCCGCCCGCGGAGCGAGGAGGAGCCGGAGGAGAGGAAGAUGGCGGCGGCCGCCAGCACCCGCGGUGCCGCGGGGCCGCUUCGAGGAGCCUGAGAGACCCACAGAGGCUUCGCGGGAAGACGCGGCGGCGGAGGAUGAGCCUGCAGAGCGCGCAGUAUCUCCGGCAGGCAGAAGUCCUGAAGGCUGACAUGACAGAUUCUAAGCUGGGUCCAGCUGAGGUCUGGACAUCCAGGCAGGCUCUGCAGGACCUGUACCAGAAAAUGCUAGUUACUGAUCUGGAAUACGCUUUAGACAAGAAAGUAGAACAGGAUCUCUGGAAUCAUGCCUUUAAGAAUCAGAUCACAACACUACAAGGCCAGGCAAAGAAUCGAGCAAACCCGAAUCGGAGUGAAGUUCAGGCAAACCUAUCUCUGUUCCUAGAGGCAGCUAGUGGCUUCUAUACUCAGUUAUUACAAGAACUGUGUACGGUGUUUAAUGUAGAUUUACCAUGCCGUGUGAAGUCUUCCCAAUUGGGAAUUAUCAGCAAUAAACAGACGCAUACCAGCGCCAUAGUGAAGCCACAGUCUAGCUCCUGUUCCUAUAUCUGCCAGCACUGCCUCGUCCACCUUGGAGACAUUGCUCGAUACAGAAACCAGACCAGCCAGGCAGAGUCCUACUAUAGGCAUGCAGCUCAGCUUGUCCCCUCUAAUGGUCAGCCUUACAAUCAGUUGGCUAUCUUAGCUUCUUCCAAAGGAGACCAUCUGACCACAAUUUUCUACUACUGCAGAAGCAUCGCUGUGAAGUUCCCGUUCCCAGCUGCCUCCACUAAUCUACAAAAAGCACUUUCUAAAGCACUGGAAAGCCGGGAUGAGGUGAAAACCAAAUGGAGUGUUUCUGACUUCAUCAAGGCCUUUAUUAAAUUCCACGGUCAUGUGUACCUGAGUAAGAGCUUGGAAAAGUUGAGCCCACUUCGAGAGAAAUUGGAAGAACAGUUUAAGAGGCUGCUGUUCCAAAAAGCUUUCAACUCUCAGCAGUUAGUUCACGUCACUGUCAUCAACCUGUUUCAACUUCAUCACCUUCGUGACUUUAGCAAUGAAACAGAGCAGCAUAGUUAUAGCCAAGAUGAGCAGCUGUGUUGGACACAGUUGCUGGCCCUUUUUAUGUCUUUUCUUGGCAUCCUGUGCAAGUGUCCUCUCCAGAACAAGUCUCAGGAGGAGUCCUACAAUGCCUAUCCCCUUCCUGCAGUCAAGGUCUCCAUGGACUGGCUGAGACUCAGACCCAGGGUCUUUCAGGAGGCAGUGGUAGAUGAAAGACAGUACAUUUGGCCCUGGCUAAUUUCUCUUCUAAAUAGUUUCCAUCCCCAUGAAGAGGAUCUUUCAAGUACUAAUGCUACACCACUUCCAGAGGAGUUUGAGUUACAAGGAUUCUUGGCUUUGAGACCUUCUUUCAGGAACUUGGAUUUCUCCAAAGGCCACCAGGGUAUUACAGGAGACAAAGAAGGUCAGCAACGACAAAUACGACAGCAGCGCUUGAUCUCUAUAGGCAAAUGGAUUGCUGAUAAUCAGCCAAGGCUGAUUCAGUGUGAAAAUGAGGUAGGGAAAUUGUUGUUUAUCACAGAAAUUCCUGAGUUAAUUCUGGAAGACCCCAGUGAAGCCAAAGAGAACCUCAUUCUGCAAGAAACAUCCAUGAUAGAGUCACUGGCUGCGGACGGGAACCCAGGACUGAAAUCAGUGCUGUCCACGGGCCGUAAUCUAAGCAACAACUGUGACACAGGAGAGAAACCAAUGGUCACCUUCAAAGAGAACAUUAAGCCGCGCGAAGUGAACAGAGACCAAGGAAGAAGUUUUCCUCCCAAAGAGGUGAAAUCCCAGACAGAACUAAGAAAGACUCCAGUGUCUGAAGCCAGGAAAACACCUGUAACUCAAACCCCAAGUCAAGCAAGUAACUCCCAGUUCAUCCCCAUUCAUCACCCUGGAGCCUUCCCUCCUCUUCCUAGCCGGCCAGGGUUCCCGCCCCCAACAUAUGUUAUUCCCCCUCCUGUGGCAUUUUCUAUGGGCUCAGGUUACACCUUCCCAGCUGGUGUUUCUGUCCCAGGAACCUUUCUUCAGCCUACAGCUCACUCUCCAGCAGGAAACCAGGUGCAAGCUGGGAAACAGUCCCACAUUCCUUACAGCCAGCAACGGCCCUCUGGACCAGGGCCAAUGAACCAGGGACCUCAACAGCCACAGCCACCUUCCCAGCAACCCCUUCCAUCUUUACCAGCUCAGCCGACAGCACAGUCCACAAGCCAGUUGCAGGUUCAAGCUCUAGCUCAGCAGCAAUCCCCCACAAAAGCCGUGCCGGCUUUGGGGAAAAGCCCUCCUCACCACUCUGGGUUCCAGCAGUAUCAACAGGCAGAUGCCUCCAAACAGCUGUGGAAUCCCCCUCAGGUUCAAGGCCCAUUAGGGAAAAUCAUGCCUGUGAAACAGUCCUACUACCUUCAGCCCCAAGACCCCAUAAAACUGUUUGAGCCGUCAUUGCAACCUCCUGUAAUGCAGCAGCAGCCUCUAGAGAAAAAAAUGAAGCCUUUUCCCAUGGAGCCAUAUAACCAUAAUCCCUCAGAAGUCAAGGUCCCAGAGUUCUACUGGGAUUCUUCCUACAGCAUGGCUGAUAACAGAGCUGUCAUGGCCCAGCAAGCAAGUGUGGACCGCAGAGGCAAACGGUCACCAGGAGUCUUCCGUCCAGAGCAGGAUCCUGUGCCCAGGAUGCCAUUUGAGAAAUCCUUGUUGGAGAAGCCCUCGGAGCUCAUGUCACACUCAUCCUCUUUCUUGUCCCUCACCGGAUUCUCUCUCAAUCAGGAAAGAUACCCAAAUAACAGUAUGUUCAAUGAGGUAUAUGGGAAAAACCUGACAACCAGCUCCAAAACAGAACUUAAUCCUUCGCUGGCCCCCCAGGAGACAUCACUGUACUCCCUCUUUGAAGGGACCCCGUGGUCUCCAUCACUUCCUGCCAGUUCAGAUCACUCAACACCAGCCAGCCAGUCUCCCCAUUCCUCUAACCCAAGCAGCCUGCCGAGCUCCCCUCCAACACAUAACCAUAAUUCUGUUCCAUUCUCCAACUUUGGACCUAUCGGGACUCCAGAUAACAGGGAUAGGAGAACUGCAGAUCGGUGGAAAACUGAUAAGCCAGCCAUGGGUGGGUUCGGCAUUGAUUAUCUCUCAGCAACAUCAGCCUCUGAGAGCAGUUGGCAUCAGGCCAGCACUCCAAGUGGCACCUGGACAGGCCACGGCCCCUCCAUGGAGGAUUCCUCUGCUGUCCUCAUGGAAAGCCUAAAGUCUAUCUGGUCCAGUUCCAUGAUGCAUCCUGGACCUUCCGCUCUGGAGCAGCUGUUAAUGCAGCAGAAACAGAAACAGCAGCGGGGACAAGGCGCCAUGAACCCUCCACACUGAGGCCAGAGUGGCAACCCUGGGAACGAAGGCUCCAUAAACCAUGGCAUGUUGGGUUUGCAGGACUGGCCCGUACAGUCCCCUGCAGGUGGCAGCCCUCUCUUCUGUCUCUUGCUGUCGAGAGGGUGUAAGCGUUCCACCAGCGCGCUGAGUGUGCACGAAAUGUCCGCAGUGCAACAAAAAGAAAAAACCAUCAGGAACUCUCUGUCCCCCCAGGGCCUUCCGGAGGGAGAGAGGAACUGCUGUUUGUCUUCACUCAGUUACCUGAUGUCAUCGCCUCUCACCUUCCCCGUCGUGCAUGCCCCCAGCCACAAGGGAAGUGAAAGCUGAGAAGGGGAGGCAGGUGGGAGAAGCCGGCGGGAACUUCUCGGUCCUGUUUUCCUCUCUGGGGAAUAAAAUAGGAAUCCAUUAAUGAUUGCUUUGCUGACUGAGAAUGUAGUUGAGAUUAUUCCUGAACAUCUUUUAUUAUUGUUAUUACUCUCGGUAGUAUAAUGUCACACUGAAUUCUUCCAUACACAACGUGCUUCUUCUAGUCAGUGUGUAGCAAGGAAAAGCCCCGCUCGCUGCUCCUGUGAGAGGUUGGUGGUGACAGGAUGAGGGAAACGGACCUCUUUGGCCAGUGGCAGUGCUCCACGAGGGAGAGUCCAAGGCCUCAACUUUCACUCAGAAGGUUCUGGCGGCCCUCCUCUGGCCUGGAGACUCCGGCAGGAAAUGCCCUUCACUCUGUAGGUGCUCGAGCCCCGAUCGAGGAUGCAGUAUGGGUGGUGGUGCUGGGCUGGACUGGCAGAUGACUGCUGGAAGAUUUUAAAUUAAUGUUUUUGAUUCCUGUACAUUUUACUGUAGCGUAGCGAGCAGUCUCACGGAAGGCAGGCUGGUCCAUUCGUGGCCUGACACAUUUUAAUAGGUAGAAGCUUUCAGUGUGGUUAUUUUUUGUUCGAUUGGUUUUUGUGACCCCAUCCUGCUUACCACCCACCUCCUCCUGUCCCUACCUCCAUCCCUUUUCUGCCCUGUGCUGUAUGCUAGUAAUUGUUUCUGUUCCUAAUGUGUACAACAUCUCGCCGAGAAGCAACAGCACGGGGUCCAGCAGUUGGGGCCCAAAAGACAGUCCAAGGAGGAAGGAAGCAGCGGCGUCUGCGUGCGUGCACCGCAGGCCAGGCCCCGGCCCAGCUGUGUCCCCCGACCUCCACUGUCAGAGUGAAAUUCAAGGCAACAUGGACACAUGUGCACCAUGCACAGAAGAAAACACAACGAAGUCCAUUCUGGAAAAGGCGAAAGAAAGGAAAAUAAACUUUUAUUUGGUAUUUAUUAGAAGGAAAGAGGACUGAACAUUUUCUUGUGUAGAAACAGAAGGACAGCAUUUCUGUUAGUUCCUGGAAGAGUAAUAUUUUAAGGGGAAAUUAUGGAAACAAUCUAAAUGUCCAAUUGCUGUGCUAGUGGUAGGGUCUGUUUCUGGGAGGUCUCUCCUGUGUGUGUGUGUGUGUGUGUGUGUGUGUGUGUGUGUGUGUGUGCGCGCGCGCGCGCACACACCCAUCUGCCCAUCUGCUCUCCUGGGGGGAAGGGGAGUGUGUGUGAGUGUAUGGAGUCAGCGUGAGACUCACGAACUGGAAAACAGCUGCAGAGCAAAGCACAUCCAGGAGCCCCGGGUGUCACUAGAGUCUGGGCAGCCCCAGUGAUGAAAGGGGUGAGGUGAAUGCUCGUUGCUCUUCAGAGAGUGGUUGGAGCCCCGUAGGCUCACAGUAUUGCUCCUUAAGUUUGACGUGGUGUUUGGGGAUUUUUGUUUCUGUUUUUUGUUGUUUUUGGAAAGGUCUGAAAGGGUGAAGCCCCCCACCCAAUGGCAAUAUGAAACCCUUUGUGCUUCUCCCCAGCUCCUUCCCUGGGUCCACCUCUCUCCCAGUCCCUCCUUGCCCACUACCUUGACCCACUCUGUGUGUUUGAGCUCUGCAUUCAGGCAGCUGUAACAUUCCAGUGUUCGAGCUGUCCCUGAGUCUCACACCCCAGACGAGCUAGCCAAGUUCACUCUCUCACUCCCAGUCCUGCCCGGGUCCCAUCUGCAGCCCCGUUUCUGCAUGAGAAUUUGGUGUUUGGAAUGUUUUCUGAUUCUUGGGGCGGGGUUUCUCGCCUAAUCAUCCUCAACGUGGAGUAAUGAGGAGGGAGAGGAGAAUCUUCAUCAGAAACUGGUUUUGUGUAGUAAACCUUCUCUUCUGUUUUUGUUUUUUUGUUUUGUUUUUUUGUUUUUUGUUUUGGUCUGUCUGUGCAAGACCUGCAGCUGCUGAAAUCAGCUUUGCCUUUAAUUAAACCAUGUUCUCUCCAACCAGA